AUGUCGAGUGAUUUUGUGCGGGAAGAUUUAGUGGGUGAAAAGGUGACGAAAAUCCCUGUAAAUUGCCCACAAGAUGUUGCAAUGGAAGAUCUGGAAGGACUCUCAAGUGAUUCGGAUAAUAAAUUAACAAUUUGCACGAAUUUACCUGUGAAAAAGAGACGAAUAAAGAGUCGGAAAAAGCCACCGGAAGUUGAUGCAAAGCCUCAGGAGGAAGUAGCAGAUGACACAGAACAGAGUGCAAUGAAAAAUCUCUCUCCGGGGGAAAUUAGAAAGAUUCUCAAGAAAGUUGUAUCAAAUGAUCACGUCCUGGCCAUGGUGAGACUAAAGGAGGAGGAAACAGAGGAGGAGAUAGAAGUUGUGCGGGAAUCUGCAGAUUUAAUGCCAAAAUUAACGAGAUUGAAGGCAAAGGAACUCAAUAAACACCUCCCGUCGAUUGUCCCGUUAACCCUGAAGGCUACUCAGGAGGAAUCUGAGACAGCAAUGCUCAUGAAGGAUCUGGCGGAAGAGGAUGAGGAUGAUGAGGAGUACAAACCCUCCGAGGAGGACUUUCACUCAGAUGACGACACAAAUACCUCAAUUUCGGACAUUGAUUCCCAACCAUCGACUCCAGUGUGGAAUUCAAUGGCCACCCCAGAUGCCAAGGAUGGCGUGGAGUACACAAAAGAUGGCCUCUUCAAGAUCCCACAGAUUUGCGCUACUCCGUCACCGUGCAAAAAUGCCCAGGAACCCUUUAGGCCACCUGCCUUGGGCACCAGAUCGAAAAUUUCCCUCGCAAAGACCCCAAUUGAGGAUAUUGAGGAGACUUUUGUCCCUCCGGACAUCACGACGGACAUGUAUGAGUUUGAUUGCGACAUGGAUAAUGUUUGGCAGGAAUUUCUCAAUCAAUUCCGUCGCCCAUUGACGCUCAAUGAGACCCACGAGGAGGACGAGGAAGCGGAUCCGGAAUACGUGGCUGUGGAUCAAAUUCCGCUGGACAAGGAGGAGUUGCGUGAAGUGAAGGUUAGCCGGAAGGAGUUGAGUGAUCUAAUGACGGAACUCUUUGAUGGGAUUGACGACGAUGUUUCCACACCAAUUCUCUGCCCUCUUAUCAAUGAGGAGGAUGAAGCUGGUGGGGCAAGGACAAAGCCAACACCAACAAAGUACCAGAAGAAUCGCACGGAAGCCUCUCCGGAACCAUCAGAAGCCCUCCAAAUGAUGACCCAUUCCACCCCAAUGGCCUACGGGAAUGCCCCAGAACUCGAUAUGUCCAGCGUCCUGGACAAUUCUCUGGAUAUUGAGAGUCAAAAGGCACGAAGUUUCACCUAUUGCGAACCUUUCACAGAGAUGGCUAAUCUCUCCACAAUGUCAUCACCCAAAGAGAUCCUGUACAAGGCGAUUGAGCUGAAAUACCAGCAGAUGGCCAAAGUACAGCCGGUUGAGGUAUUUGAGCCACAUCAUGUGGGCUUUACGGACUUCCAACGGCAGAUCUUGGCACAGCAGCUCCGGAUGCACGUUCAGCUAAACACUCAGCACUACAUUCAAACCUAUUCCCAUCCCCGGUUGUGGCAGGAAGCGGAGAAACCCAGGAAAAUGCUUCAGGAACUCUGGGAUGUGGCCAGGAAUAACAGGCAUUCCACAUUCAAUGCCAUCAACUUGCAGGGAGCCAUUGAAUUGUGUGAUUCCUGGCGCAGGGAGAUUGAUGUGGUCAAUGAGGACAAUACCACACUCAUGCGAGAGCUGCGGGAUCAAAUGAGCAUUGAGGAGACAUCCAGGAAUCUUAGGCGGUGGAAUAAGGAAACAUUCAAUAGUCGCAUUAUGAAUCUCAUGCUGAAUUCCACGGUAUUCCUAUACCCAAAACUCCUGCCAAACAUCCCAUUUAGGCUGUAUAAUUUCCAGUACAACUUCCAUCAUCACGAGGCGGCGAUCAUGAUGCAUUUCUACGAUACCAUCAAAACAGAUCUCGAGGAACAAGCGAAGAACCAAAAGAAGAACAUUGAGCUAAGUCGAAGGAAGAUUUGUGAUAAAAUGCAUCUCUACAUCUGCCCAUGGAGGACACCAAAGCAAAUUUAUACAGUUAUCGAAAGACAAAAGAAAUCCCCAGUCAUGAAUCCCAUAAAGUUCUACUUUAAGAACAAACGUCUUCUACCUGUUUGUCAUGUGAUAGAGAGCAUCAAUCCAAAUCAAGUACUCGCGGAUCUGCCCAUUAGCUGCCUGCCCAAAAACUGGGAAACGUAUUUUUUGGCGCAAAAGAAGGAAAAACUAAAAGCCCAAAAAGUCCUCGAAAAAGACAAGGAGUUGUUGACAAAGAAGCGAAAGAGAGUGAAGUUAAUUCAGCGAGUGAAGGCACUGAAGAAGAAUCCGGGAAACAUUAGCAAUAUCUCGUUGGAAUCAUCAGAAGACGACGAAGGUGAUCCGGAGAAACAGGUGACAAUCUUCUCAAAUGAAUCCCUGGCUGUGAGUAUUGGUGAGAAGUCCUUUGAAAAAUCCCAAAAGGAAGAGCCCAAAGUCGGGCUAAGGGGGAAGUUUGAGAAAUUCCUGCAAGACUAUCUUCGGGAUUUGGAUGUGAAGCUCUCUGCGUUCCAGGAUCGAACGAUUCUAUCGAAAAUCUUCACAUUUAUCUGGGAAUUUGAUAUUUUCCUCCGGAUUCUGCAUAAAACAAUGCAAGCAGAUAAGAGGUUGAGUGAUUUGAUGGAGAAUCCCGAUGAUGGGGAUGAGCCGAAGAAGGUGAAAGUGGAAGAAGAUGAGAAGCCAGCUGUUGAGCAGAAGCGACACAAACAUCGCCUACAUGAUAGCAAUAGGCUGCUUCUCCUUCCGGAACGCAGUGAGGAUCUCAUGCAGCGUGAUUCCGUGUAUUCGUGGAAUUUCUUCGAGAAGGUUGAAUGUACGUUCAAGGCUGCGAGGCAAUUUGAUAAAUUUGAGAGAUUCCUCACGAUUCUCAAUACUUUCAAGCCUGGGAAGGAGGAAGUGGCUGAUUUGUACUACAGACUCGAAGAUUUAUUCCUCCCUGAUCAUCCGGAAUUGGCUGAGCUGUUCCUCACACUCCUCCUACCGGGGCAUGCUUCACAAGUUGGGAAGUUCUUUGAGCAUUUUAUCCUCACAAAUAUGCACACAUUCCUCACGCGGAUUAACAUCUACCUGGCCAAGCAGCCGCAUCAGCUGAAGAAAGUCUAUGCGUGCCUCAAUGAGUUGACGCGCGAAGAAGGACUCACAAUGGAUAAGAUUAAGGCGAAAUUCCUGCCACUCCUCAAGGGGAAUCAACUCCUCACCGAUUGGUUUUUGCAACUUUUCCCCACUGAACGUCCUCCGGUGAGUGAUAAUGAUGAAUUCGAGGUGAUUUCCCUGCGAAAACCCGUCACGGAGGAGGAGCAGGCACAAAUGCAUCUCACGGAGGAAGUGCACGGGGAACGCAUGAAGGAUCCCUUUGAGAACCCUCCGUGUUCCAUUAAAUACAUGCAGGGACGGAUUUACUAUGGGAAUCGUGUUCUCCUCCCUGCGGAAUUAUCCUUCAUGGCCAGUCAGGAGGUGGACAAUCGCCCGCAUGACCGUGAGCCGCGCAGCCCAACAAGGUGUGUUCAUGAAAUUCGCCAAGCGUGGGAUUUGAAGAUUCAAGAGGGGCUGAAACUCGUUGAUGCUGGUGCUGCGAUUGCUUCCACAUCCACAGAUGGCACAAAAGAGGGUCAUUCUGGCGAAAGUCCAGCAAAACUCUGUGACUAUGCUACGCUUAAAAUGCACACAUACCGCCUAAAUCCACAUGCAAUCACCACGGAAAUGGUGCUGGCGUGUCAGGAGAAUGCCGAGGAGGUGGCUCAGGGGAAGCAAUCGCCGAAGAAAGCAGCAGGAGGGAAGAAAAAUCCCACAUCGCCCAAAAGGAGCAGCGGAAAGGGGGCCACGAAGGCGCCAGAAACAAAUUCAGCCGUUGAAAUGGCUCGGAGGCUAAAGAUGUUCCUCACGGCAGAGGAGAAGCCACCCAAGCAGAAGAGGACGAGACAGAAGAAGCCCCCAGAGGAGGAGGAAGGAGAAGAGGAAGAAAAAGGUGAAGAGAUCAUCCCUGAAAAGAUUGAACGCGAAGAAGACGUAACGUGGACUCGGGAUCAGGAUAAAAUGAUUCUGGAAGUGAUAAAUGGGGAAUUGGAUUCCGAGGAGGAGGUCAUUGAGAGACUUGUGGAGCUAAUGGGGGAUCGAACGCGCGAACAGAUAACAGUGCGCUUCCAUUUCCUCCUCAAUGUUCUGCGGAAGUUCCAAACAGACGACUAAAGCGGUGCGGCGGAAGAUUUAUUUUUUAGGAGAGUUUUUUUAUUUAUUUAUUAAAUGCUGAAGUACACAGA
Messenger RNA from Lutzomyia longipalpis, 4304 nucleotides. RefSeq lists its product as uncharacterized. Gene Ontology annotation, biological process: regulation of DNA-templated transcription. NCBI's taxonomy places the organism in Eukaryota, Metazoa, Arthropoda, Insecta, Diptera, Psychodidae. The transcript has 6 exons. Gene Ontology annotation, molecular function: transcription coregulator activity. Bases 1 to 4233 code for a protein of 1410 amino acids. Gene Ontology annotation, cellular component: nucleus. The record is from RefSeq and is a predicted model, not a curated record.